Boleophthalmus pectinirostris (great blue-spotted mudskipper) is the source of this 1713-nucleotide messenger RNA. RefSeq names its product dehydrogenase/reductase (SDR family) member 3b (gene dhrs3b). The transcript has 6 exons. NCBI's taxonomy places the organism in Eukaryota, Metazoa, Chordata, Actinopteri, Gobiiformes, Gobiidae. Bases 416 to 1324 code for a protein of 302 amino acids. The record is from RefSeq and is a predicted model, not a curated record. Gene Ontology annotation, cellular component: lipid droplet. Gene Ontology annotation, molecular function: oxidoreductase activity, acting on the CH-OH group of donors, NAD or NADP as acceptor.
CACGGGGCACCGGGGCAAUAAAAAAGCAAAUAUUCAUCCCCACUCAACAUGUCAAUCAGGAUUAUUGCCCUUACAAAGCUGUCUCCAGGGCGCGUCAGGGCUUUCAGAGGUGGAAGUUGUCGAGCACGGCCACUGCGCCCGCGUAUAAAAGCCAGGAGAGGAUCACAACACAAGCAAAGCAAAGCGCAGCGGUUUGAGGAGCGCACAGCAGCACUCCGGAGCUUAGACUGGACUUGUACCAUUUAUACCUCUGCCAUUGGUUGACAUGCGUAAUGACUGAUCUCACUUAUUUGCAGAUGUGACUGACGAGACUUUCUCUCGUUUGGAUUACAAAAACAGCGUUUCUGAUUCAUGCGUGACUGUUCCGCUUGUUUAAAGAUUAAUCAUCUUCUGCGCAAUUAAGACAUUUGGCGACAUGGAUUUGAUAAGUGUGUGCCGCAUGUUGCUCUUCCCGGUCCAAAUCCUCUACCACGUCUUGAGAGCCAGCGUGUCCCCGCUGUUGUCCCGCAGAAGGAAGGACCUGAGCGCGGAGGUAGUGCUGAUCACCGGAGGAGGACGAGGCAUCGGCCGUCACCUGGCCAAAGAGUUCGCCAAGCAGGGCGCUAAAAAGGUAAUCCUGUGGGGUAGAACUGAGAAGUGCCUGAAAGAAACAGCAGAGGAAAUCUCCCUGAUGGGAACAGAGUGCCACUACUUCAUUUGUGAUGUGGCCAAUCGGGAGGAGGUGUACAAUCAAGCCAAAGUGGUCAGAGAAAAGGUUGGAGAUGUUACAAUACUGGUGAACAAUGCCGCAGUGGUCCAUGGUAAAAGUCUGAUGGACUGUGAUGACGAUGCACUUCUGAAAUCUCAACACAUCAACACUUUGGGACAGUUUUGGACCACAAAAGCCUUUCUACCUCGGAUGUUGGAGCUGCAGCACGGUCAUGUGGUGUGCAUAAACUCCAUCCUGUCCCAGUCUCCGAUCCCUGGGGCCAUAGACUAUUGUACGUCCAAGGCCUCCUCCCUGGCCUUCAUGGAGAGCCUGACUCUAGGUCUGCUGGACUGUCCUGGGGUUGGCUGCACCACAGUGCUCCCAUUCCACACCAACACUGAGAUGUUCCAGGGAAUGAGAGUCAGGUUUCCUCAGCUGUUUCCACCUCUAAAACCUGAAGUAGUGGCUCAGAAGACCGUGGAUGCAGUCAGAGCAGACAAGGCCUUCCUCUACCUGCCCUGGACAAUGCAUGCCCUGGUUGCUCUUAAAAGUUUCAUGCCACAAAUAGCACUUGAAGAAAUCCACAAGUUUACCGGGAGCUACACCUGCAUGAACACAUUCAAAGGGCGGACAUGAGCCUUGAUUUCAUAUAAGAGAAAAGACUUCUAAAGAUGUAGUUUUUAUAAAAGGACAUGGACCUUUUCACAAAAUGAUGGCUUGAGCUCCCAGGCAGAGUAAAUACACUUUUGCCAGCUAGGCCAUAUAUGUCCCAAGUGAGGACAGAGAGGAAGAGGAGCCUCUGUUUCGGCCAUUGUGAGACUGUGUGCAUCUAUCUCGUCUGUGCGUGACCCCAUAUGUGUGUACAGACAGAGUACUAAGCUGGUCCUGCUCUUGGAGUAAGAUUUCAGUAGAUGUAGGUUUGACACUUCGUUUAGUCUGUUUUUAAACCUAUUUUUGUAUUUGUCUUUUAAAUGUGUUUUAAUGGGAGUAAGAUAAUAAAAUGUUUUACUCAUAUAAUGAGAGAA